AUGGCAGAACUACUCAAGAAUCCACAUACUUUCGAGAAAGCACAAGAACAACUAGCACAAGUAAUUGGCAGAGGCAAACUAAUAGAUGAAGCUGAUGUUGCAAAAUUACCUUACUUGAGGUGCAUCAUAAAAGAAACCUUUCGAAUGCACCCACAAGUUCCUUUCCUAAUUCCGCGCAAAGUUGAGGAAGAUGUUGAUCUUUAUGGCUAUACUAUUCCGAAAGACUCACAAGUUCUUGUGAAUGUAUGGGCAAUAGGGCGCGACUCUAGUCUAAGGGAAGACCCUUUGGACUUUAUGCCGGAGAGGUUUUGGGAGUCAGAUAUAGACGUUAGAGGUACGGAUUUUGAGCUAAUUCCAUUAGGUGCUGGUAGAAAAAUUUGCCUUGGAUUGCCUUUGGCUAUCAGGAUGAUUCCAAUCGCGCUAGGUUCAUUGAUAAAUACCUUUAAUUGGAAGCUAGAUGGUGGAAUUGCACCUAAAGAUUUGGACAUGGAGGAAAAAUUUGGUAUUACCCUGGCAAAAGCUCAACCUCUGCUUGCUAUCCCUAUUCCACUGUAG
Molecule: messenger RNA, 555 nt
Organism: Solanum verrucosum
Lineage: Eukaryota; Viridiplantae; Streptophyta; Magnoliopsida; Solanales; Solanaceae
Product: geraniol 8-hydroxylase-like
Exons: 1
Coding region: 1-555 (184 amino acids)
Molecular function (GO): heme binding; monooxygenase activity; oxidoreductase activity, acting on paired donors, with incorporation or reduction of molecular oxygen
Source: RefSeq, a predicted model, not a curated record